AUGUCUCCUAGGCUCUCACAACAGCAGAGCGGAACCGAAAGUUUUCCAAUAUCAACACCCAUUUCUGGGACAUCCUCUCUCAUUCACAAGAACGAUCAACAUGCAUCCACACCAGAUAGUAAGGAGGGAGUAGGGAGAAACGUGGAUCGUGUUCAUCAAAUUGGUUACGACGAAGUGGCCCCGUCGGAACCGAACAAGAGAGGACUGGCGCUCCUCAUGAUUGUCGUGGCACUGGCUUUGAGCAUGUUUCUUGUAUCCCUAGAUAUGACUAUUGUUGCGACAGCAAUUCCAAGGAUCACGGAUGAAUUCGGUGGCAUCGAUCUGGUAGGUUGGUAUGGCUCAGCCUUUUUCAUCACUUUAGGUGGGUUUCAGGCUGCAUGGGGCAAAAUAUACAAAUACUUUCCUUUAAAACUAUCUUUUCUGAUCGGAAUUGUGCUUUUCGAGAUCGGAAGCUUAAUUUGCGGAGUCGCACCCAAUAGCCUUGCGCUGAUUAUUGGCCGAGCUAUCACGGGUGUUGGAGGUGCUGGCAUUUCUUCGGGCGCAUUCACCAUCAUUGCAUUUUCUGCCCCUCCAAAACAGCGACCUGCGUAUAUCGGAAUUCUCGGUGCCUCAUAUGGAAUUGCAGCGGCUGUAGGGCCGCUUAUUGGGGGAGCUUUUACCAGUCAUGCUACGUGGAGGUGGUGCUUUUAUAUCAACCUGCCGAUCGGAGGAGUCUCGGCUGUGAUCAUCUCUUUGUUCUACGCGCCACCUCCUGCAUCGUCACUUUCAAACGAACCAUUGAGGGAAAAGAUUCUACAAAUGGACCUUCCCGGUGCCUUUCUUCUCAUCGGAGCUAUGAAGGAUCGAGCCUCCAUGGUCGGCCGUCUGUUUGAGCGAAAUGUGAUUGUUGCAAUGAUCUACAUCGACCUUCUAGCAGGAACAUUCUUCCUCCUGGUCUAUUAUCUUCCGAUUUACUUCCAGGUUGUUUCAGGAGUAUCUGCAGCGGAAAGUGGCAUCAGAAAUUUGCCCUUGAUCCUCGCGCAGAGUGUUGCAACGGUUUUGUCAGGGAUCGCAUUAAGCAAAUUUGAUCGACCCCUGCCCUUCCUCUUGCUUGGGGCCGGGCUCACCGCUAUCGGUUCCGGGCUAUUAUACACACUGGACAUCAAUUCGUCGGCGGGAGUGUGGAUUGGAUAUCAAAUCCUCGCCGGUGUCGGGGUUGGGUGGUGCUUCCAAGUCCCCGUUGUUACUGCACAAGCAAACGCUGCACCCGCCGAUCUCCCUUCGGUGACUGCUAUGGUACUAACUGUCCAAACGUUUGGUGGCUCCGUCUUCGUCUCUGCGGGGCAGUCCGCUCUUGAUAAUGUGCUGCUGAGAAGUCUUCCAAGACUCCCCGGAAUCGACUCGUCGGAGGUUUUAAGAACAGGCGCUACUGGAUUACGCAAUAUAUUCGGUCCCGAACAGUUACCAGGAAUAUUAGCUGCUUACAUGAAAGGCAUUCGAGCCGCAUUGCUUGUGGCAGUGAUCGCAUCCAGCGUGGCAACUGUCAUUGGUAUGGGCAUUCGGCGGACAAGGCUUGGUGGGAUUUCGUCAUCUGCUCCAUCCGUCUAA
Penicillium waksmanii is the source of this 1587-nucleotide messenger RNA. RefSeq names its product MDR family MFS transporter. The record is from RefSeq and is a predicted model, not a curated record. Gene Ontology annotation, molecular function: transmembrane transporter activity. NCBI's taxonomy places the organism in Eukaryota, Fungi, Ascomycota, Eurotiomycetes, Eurotiales, Aspergillaceae. The transcript has 6 exons. Gene Ontology annotation, biological process: transmembrane transport. Bases 1 to 1587 code for a protein of 528 amino acids.